GUCAUUGAAUGCAUAGAAUGAUCGCUGGCGCCAUAAAUCGACAUGUCUAGCUGUCACCUUCGACAUGUUCGGCUUUCACAGGAUCCUGAUAAUCCUUACUACUAUAGUAAGGGCCGCCCUUGGUCCAUCUCCGGCGGGGUCAAAGGGCCUAAGAGCUCUAAUUCAGGAAGGGGCGAAAUUCGUUGCUGGACUGGCCGCUUCUAAGCCGGGGUCUAUUAGGAGUCCACCCCUCCGACAUACGACCUUUUUCAUGUCAGAAUUGUUAUCGGCCGAGUGUAAUCUAGGAGACACAAUUAUCGUAAGUCAUCAAUAUAUGUCAACUUUGUAUCAAAAGUUAUCUCGAGUGUGCCUCGACUAUCACCGCACUCAUCAGAUACAUCAAACUCAAACUUCUCGAGCGUCAAUGACAUCACCCCCCAUGGUCAUUUGGCAGUAACUUACAUUAGCAGUAGCUUGCUCGCGGCACUGCAUGUGAAGUGUUUCGUGCUUAUCCCCUCACAAUAUAUCUAUGGUCACACUAGUCGUCUCCAAACUCGUUGCGCUACAAUCGAGUUCGCUUGACACGGGACAAUAUGACU
Suillus discolor is the source of this 578-nucleotide messenger RNA. RefSeq lists its product as uncharacterized. The transcript has a single exon. Bases 65 to 436 code for a protein of 123 amino acids. Lineage: Eukaryota; Fungi; Basidiomycota; Agaricomycetes; Boletales; Suillaceae. The record is from RefSeq and is a predicted model, not a curated record.